CCCAAAUUGUCUCUUGCUCUUUGAAGCACCCACAACUUCUUACACAGUAUUCCAAAAUCCGAGGCAUGAUCGUAAAUUGGAUUUACUGCCCAGCAAAAUGUAGACAAAUCAUCUCGUCUCAUCUCAUCUCAUCAGCCCCUGGCUGCCCAGUCGUUCUGCCUCUUUGGCACCUACCCGUCAACAAAGACAACAUCACUCCGCCUCAUUCUCGUCUCAACUUUCUUUUGGGCAACUCCCGGAAUACCAUUUCAUGUAACCUCACAUUGUGAGUAGUUCCGGGACUUGGACUCGUCAAGGCGUACGAGCUCCAUGGGAAGGGGAAUUACACACGCCUCCGGGGAAUAUUUUCCAACUCAACCCAGCGGCGCAAGCAUAACAGGAGGAGGCAAAACACCUUGUGCACGGCAGUUGACGGAACGGCCAAAGUCAAGACCCGGCCUGACAGAGCGGCCGGCCCUAAACGUUUUUGUUUCGAAACUUUUUGACCUGGGCGAGACCAACGUCGACCUCGGCUGCGUUUCUGGUCAUCUUUGUCAAUCUCCCGCGUGA
This is a messenger RNA of Podospora pseudocomata, 549 nucleotides long. RefSeq lists its product as uncharacterized. The record is from RefSeq and is a predicted model, not a curated record. The transcript has 2 exons. Bases 310 to 549 code for a protein of 79 amino acids. Lineage: Eukaryota; Fungi; Ascomycota; Sordariomycetes; Sordariales; Podosporaceae.